AUGCCAAAACAGAGAAUGUGCUUGGCGUACGCAGUGAUCUUCGCCAUACUCACUUGCAGUUUUGCAGAGACGCGAAGGAAUGUCAUUCUGAUAAUCACCGACGAUCAAGACAUCGAGCUAGGCUCAAUGAAUUUCAUGCCGAAAGUGUUGAAGCUGAUGAAGGAAAAGGGUACCGAGUUCAAAAGCGGCUUUGUUUCAACGCCGAUUUGCUGCCCGAGCAGAUCAAGUAUUCUCACUGGCAUGUACGUACACAAUCACAACGUUCAUACCAACAACCACAACUGCUCCGGCGAAGACUGGCGGAAAAUCCACGAAUAUCGCAGCAUCGGAGUUUACAUGAAGGAAGCUGGAUACCGAACCGCUUAUUUGGGAAAAUAUUUGAACGAGUACGAAGGCGACUACGUUCCUCCAGGAUGGGAUUACUGGAUGGGAUUAGUGAAGAACAGCAAAUUUUAUAAUUACACAAUUAAUUUCAAUGGAAACCGUGUCAAAUAUGGAGCAGACUACCAGAAGGACUAUUUCACAGAUCUUGUGACGAAUUAUUCAGUGAAAUUCAUUGAGGAUCAUAUCCUGAAUCAUAGCGAAACGCCGUUUCUCGUUGUAAUAAGUUAUCCAGCACCACACGGGCCCGAGGAUCCUGCACCGCAGUAUGCCGAUUUGUUUGAGGACAUUGAUUCACACAGAACAGAAUCGUGGAACUACGCUCCGAAUCCAGACAAACAAUGGCUUCUUCAGCGAACGGGAAAGAUGGAGCCUGUACAUGUGGCGUUCACUGAUUUACUGCAUCGACGUCGCUUGCAGACGCUGCAAAGUGUGGACGAAGGAGUACACCAGGUUUUUUCCACUCUUCGAGACCACAACUGUCUUUCCUCCACAUAUGCGUUCUACACGUCCGACCACGGAUAUCAUCUAGGCCAAUUUGGUCUUAUCAAAGGCAAAAAUAUGCCGUAUGAAUUCGACAUCCGUGUACCAUUUUUUGUUCGAGGACCUGGCGUGAUGAAAAAUUUUAGUAUCCGGGAGCCAGUUCUGAAUGUGGACCUAGCGCCGACAUUCCUUGCUAUCGCAGGUGCUGCCGUCCCCGCUCACAUGGAUGGGCGCAACCUGCUGGAUCUUAUCGCUAUGAAGAAAGCCGUUUCGCAAGGAAAAGCAGAAAAAGCGAAACAGCACGCUCCGUGGAGGGAUACUGUUCUGAUAGAAAGAGGCAAAAUGCCGAAACUACGAAAAAUCCGCGAUCGAUGGUUGAACCAGAAAGAGCGAUACGGGAAGGAGAUGCGUUUGAACGAGGCUUGCAGCAAACCAGAAUGGCAACGUCCUUGCAGCGGAACACAGCAGUGGACAUGUUAUCGAUCGACUGACGAUCGCUGGAGGAUUCUGAAAUGUCGCGACAAAAGAAGUCGACACUGUCCUUGUGGUAAUGAGAAAAGACAGAAAAGACAUGCACCAAAUCCUAGUGUGGAGGAAAGCGAUUCGGAUGCGAUUGACGAGUUUUUGCGGACCGUUCAUGAAUACAACGUAGUACGAAGCAAAGAUUGGUAUCAAGGAUACUUUGCUGCCCCGAUGUCGCGUCAACGUCGUAAUGUGUGCUCAUGUCGUGGUAACAGCUUACAUCCUUUGAAGCUCGAGGAAUUCAGUGUCCGCGCUAGCGACUUACCCGAUGCACAUCGCAAGAAGAAGGACAAAGGCAAUUCCACAAACCCUGAACGAGCAGCGUGUUCUGUUCAACAAAUGAAUUGUUUCCUGCAUAGUAUCGACCAUUGGAAAACACCUCCGUUGUGGCCGGAUCAAUAUGGACAGUUUUGCUUCUGUCAGAACUCGAACAAUAACACCUAUUGGUGUCUUCGUACAAUCAACGAGUUCGAGAACUUCCUGUACUGUGAGUUCGUGACAGAGUUUGUCAGCUUCUACGACCUAAACGAUGAUCCUUAUCAGCUGCACAAUAUCGUCUACUCCUUGGAUAUGAGUACUCUGGAGAAGUUGAGCGAACGACUUCGGCACCUGCGAGAGUGCAAAGGAGCGUCGUGUGAGCAUUAUUCGAGCCCAGACUGGCAGUCGACGUCUGUUUACCGUGAAGAAAAAACAUUACUUUAA
Necator americanus (New World hookworm) is the source of this 2088-nucleotide messenger RNA. RefSeq lists its product as uncharacterized. The transcript has 18 exons. Bases 1 to 2088 code for a protein of 695 amino acids. Lineage: Eukaryota; Metazoa; Nematoda; Chromadorea; Rhabditida; Ancylostomatidae. The record is from RefSeq and is a predicted model, not a curated record. Gene Ontology annotation, molecular function: glycosaminoglycan binding; N-acetylglucosamine-6-sulfatase activity.